AUGGCCGACGACUACUCCGGGACAAACUAUCUUCCCGAAUAUGCAUCCUACAACUGGACCGGCGGGCCGUCCAAUUUUGACGGCCUCACCACCAAUGCCGUGGGAGGUGACUCGAGACUAGAGAAUCUGAACAAAUGGUACCAAUCAGGAGACUCGGCCUACAUUAUUGUAGCCUCGGCGAUGGUGUUUGUCAUGGUUCCAGGUCUCGGUUUCCUAUACUCAGGUCUGGCGCGGAGAAAAUCGGCUCUGUCACUUAUGUUCACGGCCAUGGCGUCGUACUCGGUCAUCACUUUCCAAUGGUACUUCUGGGGCUAUUCACUCACCUUCUCCGAUAACAAGGCAAACGGCUUCAUCGGUGACCUGCACCACUUCGGUCUCAAGAACACCCUCGGCCAGCCCAGCCCUGGCUCCCCACUCGUUUCCACCCUCCUAUACUCCUUCUACCAGAUGCAAUUCUGUGCCGUCACAGCCGCCAUCCAAGUCGGUGCCGUUGCUGAGCGCGGCCGCAUCCUUCCAUUCCUAGUCUGGACCUUCUGCUGGGCCACCAUCGUGUACAACCCGAUCGCGUGCUGGGCCUGGAACGCCAACGGCUGGGGCUUCGUGUACGGAGUCAUGGACUAUGCCGGCGGCGGGCCCGUCGAAAUCACCUCGGGCAUGUCCGUACUGGCCUACUCGCUCGUGCUCGGCAAGCGCCAGGAGAAGAUGAUGCUCAACUUCCGCCCGCACAACGUCUCGUUCAUCCUGCUCGGCACCGUCUUCCUAUGGUUCGGCUGGCUGGGCUUCAACGGUGGUAGCUCCUUCGGCGCCAACCUCCGCGCUGUCAUGGCCUCGUGGAACACCAACCUCACCGCAGCUUUGGCUUCCAUGACCUGGGUCCUCCUCGAUUGGCGUCUGGCCCGCAAGCUCUCCAUGGUGGGCUGGUGCUCCGGCGCCAUCUCCGGCCUGGUGGCUGCGACCCCGGCCUCCGGCUACCUCGACACCUGGGGCUCCGUGGCCCUCGGCAUUGUAACGGGCGUUUUGUGCAAUUUCGGCACCAAAGUCAAGUACUGGAUCCGCAUCGACGACAGCAUGGACGUCUUCUCCGAGCACGGUCUCGCCGGCAUGAUCGGUCUCAUGUUCAACGCACUCCUCGGCGUCGACUACGUCACCGGCCUCGAUGGCGUCAACACCGGCACCGGCGUCGGCGGCUGGCCCAUCGGCAACUACCGACAAUUCUACAUCCAACUUGCCUACGUCGUCGCCUGCACGGGUUACAGCUUCGUCGUCUCCGCCCUGCUCGCCUACGCCAUCAACUACAUCCCCGGCCUCCGCCUCCGCGCCUCGGAAGAGGCCGAACUGCUGGGCAUGGACGACGACCAGCUCGGCGAGUUCGCGUACGACUACGUCGAGGUCCGCCGCGACUACCUGGCCUGGACGCCCGCGACGGACGGCAUGGGCACCGACCCGGACAUCCCGCAAGAGAACCGCCACGGCAUCGGCGAGCACCAGACCAUGAUCAAGAGCGGCGAGUACGGCGACUCGAGCUCCGGCGCCAGCGCCCCGGAGACCGCCGUGCACCACCGCCAGCAGCACGCGCAGGGCGACCGCCACGGCAUCGCCGCCGAGGACAGCCUGCGCGAGAAGAGAGCUGGCGCCAACCAUGAUCGUGGGGAGCCGGAUCUCGAGGCCGCCAAGGAGAAGUGA
This is a messenger RNA of Cyphellophora europaea CBS 101466, 1683 nucleotides long. RefSeq lists its product as uncharacterized. The record is from RefSeq and is a predicted model, not a curated record. Gene Ontology annotation, molecular function: ammonium channel activity. The transcript has 4 exons. Bases 1 to 1683 code for a protein of 560 amino acids. Gene Ontology annotation, biological process: ammonium transmembrane transport. Lineage: Eukaryota; Fungi; Ascomycota; Eurotiomycetes; Chaetothyriales; Cyphellophoraceae. Gene Ontology annotation, cellular component: plasma membrane.